AUGGAAUAAUAACAUAAAGGUAUAAUUACCGAACCUGGAGAAACCAUUACAAGCAGUUAACAGUUUUUCAGUACGAAUACUCUAUUUUUAAACAAUGUUGGAUUGAGUACAAAUAUCUCGUCGAGCACUUUGAGACAUACAGCCGCUUAGAUCUCUUUUCCUAAGGCAAAUAGAUUUCACACUCAAUCUUAAUUUCAAUUGCCAACCAAAUUGGAAUUACCAUCACAAUUGGGAAAAAGGUUAUACACUCAAUAAGGUUUCGGUAAUAAGAAAGUGUUUCAAUAUGAAUGGCAAAAGGUUAAUGCCAAAGAAUUCCCGAGUCCUGAUAGAUAUAGAGUCAGAUAGGAUCCUGGUAUAGAUCAAUUGAAAAGAUCAUUUGGAUUGUCUUGGGAAGCUUAUUCAAAAACCUAUCUCCCUUAUAAUAAACAUUAAGCUCCUGAAGUUGCAAAAUUCUUGCCAGGUCCUGGAGAAUAUAAUGUACGUUAAGAUCUUGGACAACACAGAUAUUAAUUUUAGUUGAAGGGCAAGGGGAAGAUGUUUAAUGAUUAGAGAGAGAAUGGAGUUCCAGGGCCUGAAACCUAUUAACCUCAAAUCUCAUUGACUGUUCCUAAUCGAUUUUCAAAAAUUUCAUUGGGAAUUGGAGAGAAAAAGAAUCCAUUUUAAUCUAUGAGUUUCACUCCUGGGCCUGGAAGAUAUGAAUAGAAUUCGGCUUUUGAUAAGGUAUCCAAAAAGAGAGAGUUCAUAACAAAACCAGGAGAAAGGAGACCGUUCAUAUGA
Paramecium tetraurelia is the source of this 777-nucleotide messenger RNA. RefSeq lists its product as uncharacterized. The record is from RefSeq and is a predicted model, not a curated record. The transcript has 5 exons. Lineage: Eukaryota; Ciliophora; Oligohymenophorea; Peniculida; Parameciidae.